Messenger RNA from Rubroshorea leprosula, 1579 nucleotides. Lineage: Eukaryota; Viridiplantae; Streptophyta; Magnoliopsida; Malvales; Dipterocarpaceae. The record is from the annotation of a GenBank genome assembly.
AGAACCAAUCUUCUGCUUGCAGAAGGAAUCAGUCGACCUGAUUUACAUUAGAAACUAUUUUCCCAAAAAUAUUUAAAAGUUUAUUUUUUAAUCCCACACUCUAAAGCCCUAUUUCUUCCUUUAUUCCCCUUGUAAUCCUACAUUGGCAUAUUUUGACGGCAACCGGAGAAAGCCUCACUCUUUUUCUCUAUUUCAGGGACUUGAGAACAUUUUGAAUUGUUGAAUUGGCGGCAUGGCUUCUUCUUCAUUGUUUUCUACUUGCACUCUUGACAAGGGUUCUUUUGGUUUUAAAGCAAUAGGCUUCAAGAAAGAGUUAAUGUGCAGUCACCUCUUCAAUAAACUGCCUGCAUAUUCAAGGGUUUUAACUGGGGUGAGAUCAAUGAAAUGGAAUCAAAACCAACAUCUGUCAAGAAAUGCACUCAAGUGCAACGCAUUGGAAUUUGAAAAUUCACUAUCAUUUGCAGUGGGUAAGAAGUUUCAACUUGAUGAUGUAAUUGAAGCUCAACAGUUUGAUAGAGAAGUUUUAAGUUCUAUAUUUGACGUUGCACGGGAGAUGGAGAAGAUUGAAAAGAAAUCACCUGGGAGUCAAAUUCUUAAAGGUUAUCUAAUGGCUACUCUUUUUUAUGAGCCCUCAACUAGAACUAGACUCUCAUUUGAGUCUGCCAUGAAACAUCUUGGUGGUGAAGUUCUGACAACUGAAAAUGCUCGUGAGUUUUCAUCAGCAGCCAAAGGAGAGACACUUGAAGAUACUAUAAGAACUAUAGAAGGCUACUCUGAUAUAAUUGUGAUGCGCCAUUUUGAAAGUGGUGCUGCCAAAAGGGCAGCAGCUACAGCUAGCAUUCCUAUUAUUAAUGCUGGUGAUGGCCCUGGACAACAUCCAACCCAGGCCCUUUUGGAUGUCUAUACCAUAGAAAGAGAAAUAGGGAAAUUGGAUGACAUCAAAGUUGGGCUUGUUGGGGAUCUUGCCAAUGGAAGAACAGUCCGUUCACUUGCCUACUUGCUUGCAAAGUACCAAAAUGUGAAGAUCUACUUUGUCUCUCCUGAUGUAGUGAAAAUGAAGGAUGACAUCAAAGAUUAUUUGACAUCGAAGGGAGUGGAAUGGGAAGAAAGUGCUGACUUAAUGGAAGUGGCGUCUAAGUGUGAUAUAGUGUAUCAAACUCGCAUCCAGAAAGAACGAUUUGGGGAGAGAAUCGAUCUUUAUGAAGAAGCUCGAGGUAAGUAUAUAGUGAAUAAGGAUGUGAUGAAGGUGAUGCAGAAGCAUGCUGUGGUCAUGCAUCCACUUCCAAGGCUUGAUGAGAUUACUGUGGAUGUUGACACUGAUCCAAGGGCUGCCUAUUUUAGACAAGCAAAGAAUGGUCUUUAUAUCCGGAUGGCUCUUCUGAAACUCUUGCUUGUGGGAUGGUGAGUUUGUGGUUAUCUUCAGAUUAAGAUGUUGACAACUAAUCCAGGAACAAGGUUUGUUCGAAAGAAAUUUCAAAAUUUGAGUUUGUUUUAAAGUUCAGUGGACAAUCUGAAAUUUCUUGGAAUUCUUAUGAUUUGGCUUAUAUAAGUCAUAUUACUAUAAACAAUGGAAUAAUUU